GCGAGCGAGCAACCCGCGCCGUCCGCCCGCAGCACCAGCCAGGCCCCGCCGCCGCCCCGCGCCCAGGCCGGGCCGAGCCGAACCGAGCUGGGUCGGGCCCGGGCCAUGCUGCUCACGGUGUACUGUGUGCGGAGGGACCUCUCCGAGGUGACCUUUUCCCUCCAGGUCGACGCCGACUUCGAGCUGCACAACUUCCGCGCGCUGUGCGAGCUCGAGUCCGGCAUCCCCGCCGCCGAGAGCCAGAUCGUCUAUGCCGAAAGGCCUCUCACAGACAACCACAGAUCAUUGGCGUCUUACGGCUUGAAAGAUGGGGACGUUGUGAUUUUACGACAGAAGGACAAUGCAGACCCUCGGCCUUCAGUGCAGUUCCCAAACCUACCCCGGAUAGACUUCAGUAGUAUAGCCGUGCCUGGCACAUCGAGCCCCCGGCAGCGCCUGCCUCAAGGAGCACAACAGCCCCACUCAUCUCCUGGAGAAACGACAUCCUCUCCUCAGGGCUUGGACAACCCUGCCCUGCUCCGAGACAUGCUGCUGGCCAACCCACACGAGUUGUCCUUGCUGAAGGAGCGCAACCCGCCCCUGGCGGAGGCACUGCUCAGUGGAGAUCUUGAGAAAUUUUCCAGGGUUCUAGUAGAGCAGCAGCAGGACCGAGCCCGGAGAGAACAAGAAAGAAUUCGUCUCUUUUCUGCUGACCCCUUUGAUCUUGAAGCUCAGGCAAAGAUAGAAGAAGAUAUAAGGCAACAGAACAUUGAGGAGAACAUGACCAUAGCCAUGGAAGAGGCUCCGGAGAGCUUUGGCCAAGUAGUGAUGCUCUAUAUCAACUGCAAGGUGAACGGACACCCUGUGAAAGCCUUUGUUGACUCAGGUGCCCAGAUGACCAUAAUGAGCCAGGCUUGUGCGGAGAGGUGUAAUAUAAUGAGGCUGGUGGACCGUCGGUGGGCAGGGAUUGCCAAAGGAGUGGGCACCCAGAAGAUUAUUGGAAGGGUACAUCUAGCUCAGGUUCAAAUUGAAGGUGAUUUCCUGGCAUGUUCUUUCUCUAUACUUGAGGAGCAGCCCAUGGACAUGCUUCUGGGACUAGACAUGCUUAAACGGCAUCAGUGUUCCAUUGACCUCAAGAAAAAUGUACUGGUGAUCGGCACCACAGGCUCACAGACCACCUUCCUUCCUGAGGGAGAGUUACCAGAGUGUGCCCGGUUGGCAUAUGGGGCUGGGCGAGAGGAUGUGCGGCCAGAGGAGAUUGCAGACCAGGAAUUAGCAGAAGCCAUUCAAAAAUCAGCAGAAGAUGCAGAGAAAAGUGGUAAAGAAUCUACCUCACUGGGAAUGUCAUCCUUACCAACUUCAGAUGGAUUGAACCAUCCAGCCCCUUCUUCAGGACGGAGUCCUGAGAUUGGCAAUCCUACGAGUCUUGCUCGCUCUGUCUCUGCUUCGGUCUGCCCUACCAAGCCCAGUGACCCAGAUAGCAUCGAACCUAAAGCUGUGAAGGCUUUGAAAGCUUCAGCUGAAUUCCAGAUAAACUCCCAAAAAAGAGAACAUCUUCCUCUGCAAGAUUUUUCUGGUCCUGCUUCCUCUACAGACCAGUGUCCAGCUAUGCCUUUGCAUAAUUCAUCAGAAGAAGCAGUUGUUGCAGAUAAUCUGGAGAAAUCUGCUGAAAGAAGCACCCAGGGCCUCAAAUGUUGUCUCCACACAAGACAGGAAGCUAGUUUAUGUGUCACAGCUACAAGGAUGCAUGAGUCACAGGUGGCUGUAGGUGAAAAGAGUCGGCCUCCAGAAAAUCAGAACCUGAGUCAAGUAAGUGGCUUUCAGCCUCACGAAGAACCAGAGAACGAACCACAUGAAGCUGUACAGCAUGAUGCUCCACGUGACCAAGAACAUCUUUGUGACAUGAGGGACCUUCAUGAACUUCCUGAAGAGAGGCAACAGGACCAACAAGAAAUAUCUUUGGAAACUACAAUGAAGGGAGAUGGGCUACAGCAGAGUGUGGAUCUUCAAAGUACAAAAGAAAGUUUCCUACUUUCAGGACGCUUUGGCUGCACAGAUUCAGAAACGCUUAUGGAAAUAGAUGUAGUCGAACAGUCCCUAGUUGCUGUUCUUAACUCAGCAGGCAGCCCCGAGAGUGUUGGUGCAUGUGACCUCCCUUCAGGUAACCCCCUGAUGGAAGUAGAAACAUCAAAAUGUAACCCCUUGCCGGGAAGUCUCAAUAGUUCUGUUUCCACUCAGGAUUUACAGCCCCCAGAAAGCAGUGCUGAAAGGUCUGGGACAAACAACGAAUGUAGCAGCUACCCCCACUCUGUGGAGUCAGCAGAAGAGUCUUGUUCAUCUGUAACAGCAGCCUUGAAAGAGCUUCAUGAACUUUUAGUCAUUAGUAAUAAGCCAGCUUUUGAGAGUGUGUCUGAAGAAGUUGUCUGUCAAUCAGAAAAAGGAGCCAAAAGCCAAACAGGUAUUAAGGGCUUUUCAGAAAGAUGGACCCAAAAUGAGCAUCUGAGCCACAGUGAACAGUGUUCACAAGUCUCCUUUUAUCAGGCCAGGUCUGUAUCAGCGGAGAUGGAAAACUUGGGCACUGUCCCUGGAACUGGAAUAGAAGGUGUAGGAAAUACUAACUUCAGGGGUCCAGGUGAUAGCCUGUUGGCUGACAAGGAAAGUGUCCCCAAAUCUAAGGAGUCAGGAAGUGAGAGCAGCUGUGUCACUGUACCCUCAGCUGAAUCAUCUAAUCAGUUACACUGUACCUUAGGUGCAGAAAUUUCAUCCAAACUUGUAGCAGGUGAGGAGGAUGCACUCAGUCAGACUUCUGAGCAAACUUCGCCAUCCAGUUUCAUUUUGGUUAAAGACUUGGGUCAGGGCAGACAGAAUCCAGUAACAGCCAGACCUGAAACCAGAGAAAAUGUCUGCCCUGAAGCUGCAAGGCCGUUUCUCGAAUUAGAGCCACUUACCAGCCAUCCAUCAAGUCCCUCCAUUCUUCCACCAUUAGUCUUUCCUGCCACAGAUAUUGACCGGAUUCUCCGCGCCGGCUUUACUCUGCAGGAAGCUCUGGGGGCUCUGCAUCGAGUCGGUGGAAAUGCAGACCUUGCACUUCUUGUUUUGCUAGCAAAGAACAUUGUAGUUCCUACGUAACUAUGGGAAGGUGGGCUAGCCCGUACUCCAUUCCCUUAACCGAAGCUCCCUACACACACACUCACAUCAUAUACACACACACAGUACAUGUAGAGACCUGCAAACAGAAUGUUGAGCCAGAUUUUUUUUUUUAAAGAUUUUUUUCGGCCAAAGUAAUUUAUGAUCUCUUGUCUGAUGAAUUUGUCUAUAUUACUUGUUAAAAUUUGGGCCUUUUUAAAUGUAUUGGCAGAAUGUGCAUACAAAAGCUUUUUAUUCUCUGAAGAUGAUGUAUUCUGGAAUAAAAUGGAGGUUUUGUGUAUAGCAUACCAUUUUAGAAUGAGAGUGAAUGCUUUGAAAAGCAGAAGCCAUGAGAACUCCCACCACCCAGGCAACAGAGACUGCCCGGCUUCAUGCCGCGGCCGUGCUGUAGGCAGGGAUGGCUUGUUGACUCAGUCGUCAGUGUAGAAACUUGACCACACAGUUUGGUGUUUGGAAUCAUACCCAUUGUCUAUGUGUCAUGAUUAACCAAUUAUAAUAGGAAACAAAUAAUUCAGUUAAUUUCCUAGAGCAGUAUGUUUUUAUUUGUGUACUCAGGCUUUGACAUUUUAAUAGGGUGAGCAGAAGGGUUUGAAGCUCAGGCUGCUUUGAGCAUCACAGGCUGCUGCGUGAGUUGCUUGCCAGGUAUCUUACGACAUUGGAUGGGGUAUGGUGGAGGGAUUAAUGUUAGUGUGAAACACGGUGCUACCCAGAUUUAAAAAGGGAAGGAAGAAAGACCCAAUCGUAGCUCCCUUUGUAAAUGUCAAGGACUGAAUGAAUAGGUAAACACUGGAACUUACUAGAGAUUGGGUUUGUGCGCAUCUCACUGACAUCUCAGCCCUUAAUGACUGAGGAAGAAGGCAGAUUCCACCAACAAGUUGAAUGCCAGCAGCCUACUUCAUUUCUAACCUGGCUUCUAGGAAGUUUAAGAGCUCGCUUUGGACUGUGAUCUGAGCAUAACACUGAAGUGUGAUAGGUACCUUGUCUCUGGUUCAUCUUGGUGCUUAGAAUGGUCAGUCUGUUUGUCCUUUGUGGCAGUGAAAAUAGUAAUUGUAGUUUCUGACCCAAGUGGCCUUGGUAGAGUUUUCCAUCCCUUUCUUUCCUCAGGAGUUUCUUUUUAAGCAAGACUUAUAUUUAUGUUUACCAUGUCAAGUUAGAGUGGGGCAUAAUGUAUAGACGUAUUUAUUGUGGCCUUUUUUAAUAUAAAGACUAGCCCUUGGAAGUCAUUGUCCUGUGGGCCCCACUGUGCAAUAAUCCUAUUGGAUAGGUUUUAGGUAACUUUUCUGGAAAAUAAACUGUUCUCCUUGGACCUAGCAGGAAUCUGAAAUCUUGGUUUUCUUGAAAAGAAUUUUGAGAAUGAUAAUCCCUGACUUCAGGUUAUAGUUUGCAACUUGUUUGAACCAGAAGCUUUCAAAGAGUGAUUUCUGAUCUUCAUGUUAAAUGAUUUUGUCUAAAAUCUCUCUCUGAAAACUCAUUCUUCCCAUCAGAAUUCAAGUCAUUGAGCACAACCAAAAUGGAGGCUCAUAUCUCAGGAGCUUUUGAUUAGAACUUUAAUUUAGGGGUGCUUAGAGGCAUUUCCCGACUCCCCAUCCCAGUUUCUUUUUGCUGUGUUUGUAUGUGUGCUGAGAGAGUUCAGCAGGGGGAUGGCAAGUCACAUACAUGAUCCUUUCUAAAGUGAGCAAAAGGCUGACGGAAAGAGUCAUGGUUCACUGCUUUCCAGAGGGUGCCCUGAACAGCAGGUCAGCCAGUUGCCCUUAGGGUGCUCCUAUCGACAGCCACAUGUUGUGGACCCUUUGCCUGCCCUACACCAAAGAUGGGAGAUGCACUAGGAAACUGCUCAGAGGGUUUGUCGGCUGACUCUUCAAGCUGUGAUUGUACUGAGGAGUUGGUGCUAUGAUUGAGACAAAUUCCAGCAGCAAUGCAGCAGGGCCCUUUGUCUGCUUGAUGGGUAGUGGUUUGGGGGUAUCUCAAGCCUAUAAAUCCUUGGGACCGCAGGGUGGGGGGGGGGGGGGAAUUUAUUGAUGAUAGUAGACUUCUCUCCAAAGGCCCUCUGGGAAGAUGGGCUCACAGCUUGCUUGGUGAGCCAUGGCCACUGAGUUUUUACAACAUGGAUAUUUGGGAAUUACUUCCAAGUGGGAUAUGUAAUAUCAGUCUGGAAAAAGAUUUCAUUACAGUAGCUUUUUAUGUAUGUAUAUGUAUAUUUAUUUUUAGGAGAAAAUCAAAUAGACCUGUAGUCAUAUAGUUAUUAGGAGUACUAUAAAUGAGCUUAACCCACUUGCCAAAUAUCCUCGUCCCUUUUGUCAUUUUCUUUCAUAGUUGCUUUUGAUUUUUAAAAUCUUUAUCCAUUUGUCUAAAAAUAAAGUUGACAUUGUUAGGGCCUUCGAGUGACUUCUGGAACAUGCAGAGGGUAUUACGGAACAUUGCACUAGUGAACCUUCAUUGUCCCAUUUUUAUUCAGUGUUUAGCAUUUUAAGAACUCGGAAGUCAGGCACGAGGUGCACAUCUGCAGUCCUAGCAGCUCAGGAGCCUGAGGCAGGAGGAUUGCAAGCUUAAGGCCAGCCUGGGCAACAUAGCAAGUCCCUGUCUCAAAAAGGGCUAGGGAUGUAGCUCAGUAAGGGUGCCCCUGGAUUUAGUCCCUAGUACCGCAAAAAAAAAAAAAAAAA
Messenger RNA from Marmota flaviventris (yellow-bellied marmot), 5786 nucleotides. RefSeq names its product DNA damage inducible 1 homolog 2 (gene Ddi2). Lineage: Eukaryota; Metazoa; Chordata; Mammalia; Rodentia; Sciuridae. Gene Ontology annotation, molecular function: aspartic-type endopeptidase activity; protein binding. The record is from RefSeq and is a predicted model, not a curated record. Gene Ontology annotation, biological process: proteolysis.